Messenger RNA from Plectropomus leopardus (leopard coralgrouper), 935 nucleotides. NCBI's taxonomy places the organism in Eukaryota, Metazoa, Chordata, Actinopteri, Perciformes, Serranidae. The record is from RefSeq and is a predicted model, not a curated record.
UGGACCAGGAGAAGACCGUCCUGUCCCUCAGCGUCUGUCAGCUGGGAGCUGAAGGGAAGAGGCGGAGCUUCGACCUGAGCGUGACCUCAUACCUGCGCAGAGUCACACUCAACUACUGUGACGUCCCAGACGGCAGGAACAAUCCUCUCCACCUGAUCAGCUCCUCGGAGCAGCACGGCUCCGACCUGCUGAAGGUUGAGUUCAUCAAGGCCGACCCCGGCGGUCCGAGCUUCCAGACUCUGUUCAACAACACCGAGCAGAUGCUGAAGGUGGAGUUUUCCUCUCUGGACUUCCUCCUUCACACUAAAGCUCUGCUGUCGACCAUCAGCUUCCUCAGCAGCGCCGUACCGCCGCAGCUUGCCACUGCCCGUGACCGAGACAACAGGAAGCAAGUAGAGAAGGCGGGACUGAGCCGGACAGUGUCUAAAGUAGCCAAAGAUGGUGGCAUUUUCAGCUUCAAGCUGUUCGCCGUGUUGGACUGUUUCCACGUGGAAGUGUGUGACGAUCGCCGCAGCAUCGCUGACAUCAGAGUCCAAGGAAUCGAUGCAUCGGUGUCGGUGCAGGCGAAAGAGGCCGAGGUGUUCGCCCGACUGCGAGACAUCGUGGUCACCGAUGUCAACCCCCGAACCGUCCACAGGAAGGCGGUGUCCAUCGUGGGCGAGGAGGUGUUCAGCUUUAAGCUCCGCCUGUUUCCAGGGGCAACGGAGGGGGACGGUUACAGCGACACGUCGAGGGUCGAUGGGAAGGUGACGAUGCGUCUCGGCUGCAUCCAGAUCGUCUACCUGCACCAGUUCCUCAUGUCACUGCUGGCUUCUUUUAGCUUUCAGUAUUCGUCUGCUGACGAGGUACAGCUCCCAGCAUGCAGCGCUGCACUGCAUCAAACCUCCCGCUUCAGCUUCACUCUGCGACUUCACUGCACCUUCUGUCCACCUUAA